Mangifera indica (mango) is the source of this 494-nucleotide messenger RNA. Its product is annotated as transmembrane protein 258-like. The transcript is spliced from 4 exons. The record is from RefSeq and is a predicted model, not a curated record. The coding region runs from base 158 to 388 and encodes 76 amino acids. Gene Ontology annotation, biological process: protein N-linked glycosylation. Lineage: Eukaryota; Viridiplantae; Streptophyta; Magnoliopsida; Sapindales; Anacardiaceae. Gene Ontology annotation, cellular component: membrane-bounded organelle.
GCCGAAGCACUGAAUUAUACUUCUACUCACCUCACAUGGGUUCCUACAUACACAGAAGAUACCUCUUAGCAGUCGGCUCUCGGACUCAGAACUCAGGCGCUUUAACUCACUCCACACCCGCCAAGUAGAGAGAUCUAUUUCUGAAGCGCCGUUUGCCAUGGCUCCAAAACCUAUUACAAGUCCAGUGCCGGAAGCUUGGUACCCUACCGUAUCUGUGUUCAUGCUUUCGUUCGGUCUUCUCGUCACUGCUUCAUUCUUCAUUUAUGAAGCAACCUCUUCUAGGCAAAACCGCAUUCUUGCCAAGGAGCUUAUAACAGGAGCAAUAGCAUCUGUCUUCCUAGGUUGCGGGUCCUUAUUCUUGCUGCUUGCUUCUGGCAUAUAUGUUUAAUUUAUAAAUGUUGAACCAGUUGAAAUUUUGCUUUAAGCAGGAUGAAGUCAUAUAUGAAGAAUGAUAUGCUUGACAAUUUUAGUUAUAGACAUUUUAGUAAUUUUCA